This is a messenger RNA of Mus pahari (shrew mouse), 2439 nucleotides long. RefSeq names its product cyclin T1 (gene Ccnt1). The record is from RefSeq and is a predicted model, not a curated record. The transcript is spliced from 9 exons. Gene Ontology annotation, biological process: positive regulation of DNA-templated transcription, elongation; regulation of transcription by RNA polymerase II. The coding region runs from base 221 to 2401 and encodes 726 amino acids. Gene Ontology annotation, molecular function: cyclin-dependent protein serine/threonine kinase activator activity. Gene Ontology annotation, cellular component: cyclin/CDK positive transcription elongation factor complex; nucleus. NCBI's taxonomy places the organism in Eukaryota, Metazoa, Chordata, Mammalia, Rodentia, Muridae.
UGGCUGUGGAUCCGUCUACAGGGUGUCGGAGGGGUCAUUCCGGAAGUCGGCGCUGGACGCUUCGGCUUCCUGGGCGGAAGUGUGUCACAACCUCGGUGGUCGCCCCUUUGGAGGAAGUUCGUCACGUCGCAGUUGUCUCGGCACGGCGGAUGUGUGUCGCCGCCUCGGUGACGCUGGGAAGUGCUUGCAGCCCCCGCCGCUGCCUCUUGGUUGAAGCACUAUGGAGGGAGAGAGGAAGAACAACAACAAGCGGUGGUAUUUUACCCGAGAGCAGCUGGAGAACAGCCCGUCGCGGCGCUUUGGCGUGGACUCCGAUAAAGAACUCUCUUACCGCCAGCAGGCGGCCAAUCUCCUCCAGGACAUGGGACAACGUCUGAACGUCUCACAACUGACGAUCAAUACUGCUAUAGUAUACAUGCACCGAUUCUACAUGAUUCAGUCUUUUACACAGUUUCAUCGAUAUUCUAUGGCUCCAGCGGCCUUGUUUCUAGCAGCAAAAGUAGAAGAACAACCAAAAAAAUUGGAACAUGUCAUCAAGGUGGCACACACUUGCCUCCAUCCACAGGAGUCACUUCCUGACACGAGGAGUGAGGCUUACCUACAACAAGUUCAAGAUCUGGUGAUUUUAGAGAGCAUAAUUUUGCAGACCUUAGGGUUUGAACUAACAAUUGAUCACCCACAUACACAUGUGGUAAAGUGCACCCAGCUUGUUCGAGCAAGCAAGGACUUAGCACAGACAUCUUACUUCAUGGCAACCAACAGCCUGCAUUUGACCACAUUUAGCCUGCAGUACACACCUCCUGUGGUGGCCUGUGUCUGCAUCCAUCUGGCUUGCAAGUGGUCCAACUGGGAGAUCCCAGUCUCAACUGACGGGAAGCACUGGUGGGAGUAUGUUGACGCCACUGUGACCUUGGAACUUUUAGAUGAAUUGACACAUGAAUUUCUACAGAUUCUAGAGAAAACUCCAAGCAGGCUGAAGCGCAUUCGGAAUUGGAGGGCAUACCAGGCUGCCAUGAAAACCAAACCAGAUGACCGAGGAGCAGAUGAAAACACAUCGGAGCAGACAAUCCUCAAUAUGAUUUCUCAGACCUCUUCAGACACAACUAUUGCAGGAUUAAUGAGCAUGUCAACUACGUCUACAAGUGCAGUGCCUUCCCUGCCCUCUUCUGAAGAGUCAUCGAGUCUAACUAGUGUGGAUCUGUUGCAGGGCGAGCGCUGGCUGUCUUCCCAACCUCCCUUUAAACUUGAAGCUGCUCAGGGUCAUCGGACUAGUGAGAGUUUAGCACUUAUUGGAGCUGAUCAUUCCUUGCAACAUGAUGGUUCGAGUGCGUUUGUCUCCCAGAAGCAGACGAGCAAGAGCGUGCCAUCUGCUAAGGUUUCACUUAAGGAAUACCGUGCAAAGCACGCAGAAGAGUUGGCUGCUCAAAAGAGGCAGCUGGAGAACAUGGAGGCCAAUGUGAAGUCACAGUAUGCAUAUGCUGCCCAGAAUCUCCUGUCUCAUGACAGCCAUUCUUCAGUUAUUCUCAAAAUGCCCAUUGAGGGCUCAGAAAAUCCUGAACGGCCUUUUCUGGAUAAGGCUGACAAAUCAGCUCUGAAAAUGAGACUCCCUGUGGCUAGUGGAGAUAAAGCAGCUUCUUCAAAACCAGAGGAGAUAAAAAUGCGCAUUAAAGUUCACUCUGCAGGUGAUAAGCACAAUUCUGUAGAAGACAAUGUCCCCAAGAGCAGGGAGCACAAGGAGAAGCAGAGGACUCACCCGUCUAACCACCACCACCACCAUCACAACCACCACUCACACCGGCACUCUCACUCACAGCUGCCAGUCGGCCCCGUGAGCAAGCGCCCGAGCGACCCGAAACAUAGCAGCCAGACAAGCACCUUAGCACACAAAACCUACAGCUUGUCCAGUGCUUUGUCAUCUUCGAGUUCUACUCGGAAAAGGGGUCCCCCGGAAGAGACUACUGGGGCAGCAGUGUUUGAUCAUCCAGCCAAGAUUGCCAAGAGUACUAAAUCUUCUUCCUUGAAUUUCCCCUUCCCCCCCCUUCCUACAAUGACCCAGUUGCCUGGGCAUAGCUCAGAAACAAGUGGCCUGCCCUUUUCACAGCCUAGCUGUAAAACUCGAGUUCCUCAUAUGAAACUGGAUAAAGGCCCUCCUGGGGCUAAUGGUCACAACACAACUCAGUCAAUAGAUUAUCAAGAUACUGUGAAUAUGCUCCACUCCCUGCUUAGUGCCCAAGGUGUUCAGCCCACCCAGGCCCCUGCAUUUGAAUUUGUCCAUUCUUAUGGUGAAUAUAUGAAUCCCAGAGCUGGUGCCAUCUCCUCCAGGUCUGGCAAUACAGACAAACCUCGGCCACCACCCCUCCCAUCAGAACCCCCUCCACCACUUCCACCUCUUCCUAAGUGAAAAAAAAAAAAAAAGAAAAAAGGAAAAAAAAAAAAAGA